GGCCCGCCCUCCUCCCCGAGGCCGGCCGCCCGCCCGCCCUCCCGCCCGCUCGGUAUUAUGAUAAACGCUGGGUGCGGGGCUUCGGCGGCCGGGAGGGAGUUGUCGGCGCCGCGGCCGCUGCGGACGGACGGCCGCUGUCCUGCUGAGAUGUCCUUGAUGAGACUGAAAAUGAGUUUCUUAUCUUCAUCUGAUAUUCUUAUAUGAGAAACUCCAUCUCAGACACUCUGAAUAUUUUGCCUUCUGUUGACCAGCAUGGCAGGAUUCAAGCGAGGAUACGAUGGCAAGAUUGCUGGAUUAUAUGAUCUGGAUAAAACCUUGGGGCGAGGUCAUUUCGCAGUGGUUAAACUUGCCAGGCAUGUCUUCACAGGCGAGAAGGUGGCAGUAAAAGUUAUUGACAAGACCAAACUGGACACUCUCGCCACUGGCCACCUGUUCCAGGAAGUGAGAUGCAUGAAGCUGGUGCAGCAUCCUAACAUCGUUCGCCUGUAUGAAGUCAUUGACACCCAGACCAAGCUGUAUCUUAUACUAGAACUUGGGGAUGGAGGCGAUAUGUUUGACUACAUAAUGAAGCACGAGGAAGGUCUUAAUGAAGAUUUGGCCAAGAAGUACUUUGCUCAGAUAGUGCACGCUAUAUCUUACUGCCAUAAACUCCAUGUGGUUCAUAGAGACUUAAAACCAGAGAAUGUAGUCUUCUUUGAAAAGCAAGGUCUUGUAAAGUUGACAGACUUUGGUUUCAGCAACAAGUUCCAGCCAGGGAAGAAGCUCACGACAAGCUGUGGGUCUCUUGCCUAUUCUGCUCCGGAAAUCCUGCUUGGUGAUGAGUAUGAUGCACCUGCAGUAGAUAUAUGGAGUCUCGGAGUGAUCUUGUUCAUGCUGGUGUGUGGGCAGCCACCCUUCCAAGAAGCCAAUGACAGCGAGACCUUGACCAUGAUCAUGGACUGCAAGUACACAGUGCCCUCCCAUGUGUCAAAGGAGUGUAAGGACCUGAUCACCCGGAUGCUGCAGAGAGAUCCCAAGAAAAGGGCCUCUUUAGAGGAGAUCGAGAACCAUGCUUGGCUUCAAGGAGUGGACCCCUCACCAGCCACGAAGUACAACAUCCCCCUGGUGUCGUACAAAAAUCUCUCGGAAGAGGAGCACAACAGCAUCAUCCAGCGCAUGGUGCUGGGCGACAUCGCAGACCGAGACGCCAUCGUGGAAGCCCUGGAAACCAACAGGUACAACCACAUCACAGCCACUUACUUCUUACUUGCUGAAAGGAUCCUGCGAGAAAAGCAAGAGAAAGAAAUACAGACCCGGUCUGCCAGCCCCAGCAACAUCAAGGCCCAGUUCAGGCAGUCUUGGCCAACUAAAAUCGAUGUGCCCCAAGACCUUGAGGAUGACCUCACGGCCACUCCUUUGUCCCACGCGACCGUCCCUCAGUCUCCUGCACGGGCUGCCGACAACGUCCUCAAUGGCCACCGGGGCAAAGGUGGCCUCUGUGACUCGGCCAAGAAGGAUGACCUGCCCGAGUUGGCUGGCCCAGCGCUGUCUGCCGUGCCAUCCGCCAGCCUGAAACCCACAGCUGGGGGCCGGAAAUGUCUGUUCCGGGUGGAGGAGGAUGAAGAGGAAGACGAGGAGGACAAGAAGCCCAUGUCCCUGUCAACCCAGGUGGUUUUGCGCCGGAAGCCAUCGGUGACCAACCGCCUGACGUCUCGGAAGAGCGCGCCUGUCCUCAACCAGAUCUUCGAGGAGGGGGAGUCGGAUGAUGAGUUCGACAUGGAUGAGAACCUGCCUCCCAAGCUGAGCCGGCUGAAGAUGAACAUCGCCUCCCCGGGGACGGUGCACAAGCGCUACCACCGGCGGAAAAGCCAGGGCCGCGGCUCCAGCUGCAGCAGUUCUGAGACCAGCGACGACGACUCCGAGAGCCGGCGGCGACUCGAUAAGGACAGCGGCUUCACCUACUCCUGGCACCGCCGGGACAGCAGCGAGGGGCCCCCCGGCAGCGAGGGCGACGGCGGGGGCCAGAGCAAGCCGAGCAACGGCAGUGGGGGCGCGGACAAGGCCAGCCCCAGUGAGAACAGUGCUGGUGGGGGCAGCCCUGCUGGAGGCUCGGGCGGCAACCCCACCAGCACCUCAGGCUCCACGCGCUGCUGUGCUGGCCCUGGCAACUCUAUGCAGCUGGCAUCGCGCAGCGCCGGGGAGCUGGUGGAGAGCCUCAGACUCAUGGGCCUGUGCCUGGGCUCCCAGCUGCAUGGCAGCGCGCGCUACCUCCUGGACCCACAGCACGGCCUGGCCUUCUCCAGUGUCAAGGUCCAGGAGAAGUCUUCGUGGAAGAUGUGCAUCAGCUCCACGGGCAACGCAGGCCCGGCCCCUGCCGUGGGGGGCAUCAGGUUUUUCUCUGACCACAUGGCGGACACCAGCACCGAGUUGGAACGGAUAAAGAGCAAGAACCUUAAAAACAACGUGCUGCAGCUACCUCUGUGCGAGAAGACCAUCUCUGUGAACAUCCAGCGGAACCCUCAGGAGGGGCUGCUGUGCGCCUCCAGCCAGGCCAGCUGCUGCCACGUCAUCUGACGGCCCGGCCGCCGCUCGCUUCCUCCUCGGCCUGGGGAAGGGUGCCUUCACCCCCUCCAGCUCUUGGUCUUACUCGUUGAGAGUGGGUGUUAGGAGCAAUUAUUUAUUACCUUUUCCUUUUCCUCGCCCGGCGAGGUGACAAUGCAUGGUCUUUGUGCAUGCUGCUAGACGCUACCUUUCUUUUGCAGCCGACAAGUCUACUGUGUAAUUUUUACAUUCAGAAUUUUAAUGUGGAUGAUCAGGAUUAAAUCAAAAUGUAUAUUUGGAACCUAGUAUCCCUGGAGCGCUUAGAAAUUUGAUGUUCUGAACUUAGCGAAAACAAUGCCUUUGUUUCUGUCAGAAAUCUAAAUUCCUGUCCUGUGACACAGUAACUCUAUGGUGUCUGAGACAGAACCAAAGCAAUAAUGCUGUAAGGCCCGGGGCCCGAG
Messenger RNA from Ochotona princeps (American pika), 2981 nucleotides. It is a transcript of the gene SNRK, whose product is annotated as SNF related kinase. Gene Ontology annotation, molecular function: protein serine/threonine kinase activity; tau-protein kinase activity; ATP binding. Gene Ontology annotation, cellular component: cytoplasm. Gene Ontology annotation, biological process: microtubule cytoskeleton organization; intracellular signal transduction; protein phosphorylation. NCBI's taxonomy places the organism in Eukaryota, Metazoa, Chordata, Mammalia, Lagomorpha, Ochotonidae. The record is from RefSeq and is a predicted model, not a curated record. The transcript is spliced from 6 exons. Bases 253 to 2553 code for a protein of 766 amino acids.